GCGCGCUAUAAGUUGUCUUCGAAAUAAGACCGAAGUUUUGCUCGAAUAAAGGUGUUCUGUGGUAGAAUAUCAAUUGUGAAUCGCACGUGAGCAAGAGAUCGUUUAAUUUCCAAAAAUUAUGGCUUUACACGUACCAAAGGCACCGGGCAUAGCCCAAAUGCUCAAAGAAGGAGCCCGUUAUUUUUCAGGUCUUGAAGAAGCUGUAUAUAGAAAUAUACAAGCUUGCAAAUUAUUUGCGCAAACUGUAAGAACUGCAUAUGGACCAAAUGGCAUGAAUAAAAUGGUUAUUAAUCAUAUUGAGAAACUAUUUGUUACUAAUGAUGCUGCAACAAUUAUUAAUGAAUUAGAGGUUGAACAUCCAGCUGCAAAAUUAUUGGUUUUGGCAUCCAAAAUGCAAGAAGCAGAAGUCGGUGAUGGUACAAAUUUUGUUAUAAUCUUUGCUGGAGCACUUCUUACUGCUGCAGAAGAAUUACUUCGUUUGGGAGUUAAUAUAUCUGAAAUAAUUGAUGGAUACGAAGCAUCGUUAAAGAAAGCUUUGGAAAUAUUACCAUCACUGGUUUGUCAUGAAAUUAAAGAUUAUAGAGAUGAGGAGAAAGUUAAAGUUGGGAUAAAGACAGCUAUUAUGAGUAAACAAUAUGGAAAUGAAGAUGCUCUCACUUCGCUUGUUACAAAAGCUUGUGUAUCUAUUUUACCUGAAAAAACUACUUUCAAUGUAGACAAUGUACGUGUCUGUAAAAUACUUGGCAGCGGCAUAUCUAGUUCUGAAGUUGUACAAGGAAUGGUAUUCAAGCGACAAGUGGAAGGGAAUAUUACAAAAACGGAUAAUGCCAAAAUUGCUGUUUACACAUGUGCAGUAGACAUUAUGCAAACUGAAACAAAAGGAACUGUAUUAAUAAAGUCAGCAGAUGAACUAAUGAAAUUCUCUCGAGGAGAAGAAUCUCUAUUAGAAAGUCAAAUAAAAGCAAUUGCUGACAGUGGAGCUACCGUUGUAGUAUCUGGAGGAAAGUUUGGUGACAUGGCAUUACAUUAUAUGGAAAUAUAUAAUUUAAUGGCUGUUCGUAUACCUAGCAAGUUUGAUAUUAGAAGAUUAUGUAAAAGUGUUGGAGCUAUUGCAUUAUCAAAAUUGAUACCACCAACAAAAGAAGAGUUAGGGUAUGCAGAUUCCGUAUAUAUUGACGAAAUAGGAGAAACUAUUGUAGUGAAAUUUUCAAUAAGUGGCAAAGACAGUCGUAUUAGUACCAUAAUCGUUCGAGGAUCUACUGAAAACUAUAUGGAUGACAUUGAACGUGCAAUCGAUGACGGUGUAAAUACGUUUAAAGGAAUAACAAGAGAUGGACGAUUUCUUCCUGGUGCAGGAGCUACUGAAAUCGAACUAGCAUCACAGCUUGACACUUUUGCAGACACCUUACCAGGUUUAGAACAAUAUGCAGCACAUAGGUUUGCAACUGCUUUGGAAAUAUUCCCAAAAACUUUAGCAGAGAACAGUGGAAGUCAUGCUCCUGAACUUUUGUCAAAACUUUAUGCAGCCCAUAAAGAAGGCCAAAAAACUUAUGGCUUUGAUAUCAAUGUAAAGGGUACAGAACUCGUCGAUGCAGCAGAAGCUCAAAUUUUAGACUCAUUCUUAACAAAGCAAUGGGGCUUGAAAUAUGCCGUCGAUGUUGCAUGUACUGUUCUUAAAGUCGAUCAUAUUAUAAUGGCGAAACGUGCCGGAGGUCCGAAAGUACCAGGUGGCGGUGUUCAUGAUGACGAUGAGUGAUAAUAUAUAUAAAAUCACCUUAAUUCCUUUAACCUUUAUGUUUAACUUAUAAUGUUGCACUUCAUUGGCUUUCAGUGAAUUGAUCUUAAAUAUCAUAUGCGAAAAGUAUUUGUAAAAAUGUUUAUGCAAUCAUUUACGUCAUAUAGAUAUGAUAUUACAACGCUUCAAAUUUUUUAACACGUAACAAUUC
Molecule: messenger RNA, 1946 nt
Organism: Nomia melanderi (Alkali bee)
Lineage: Eukaryota; Metazoa; Arthropoda; Insecta; Hymenoptera; Halictidae
Gene: CCT8
Product: chaperonin containing TCP1 subunit 8
Biological process (GO): protein folding
Molecular function (GO): ATP binding; ATP-dependent protein folding chaperone; ATP hydrolysis activity
Source: RefSeq, a predicted model, not a curated record